CUCAACAUCAGACAACGCCAUUUUUUUCCCACAUCAACCCCACGUCGUUCUCAGGAGAGAACGAGUUAGUGCGGUCCUUAGUUAAACGAAUCGAAUUUACUCAAGCUCUCAUUCCGGGUGGCGACUGUGUCCAAAACGAGCACACCCGCCCGCGAGGCAGCGCUCUUCCGCAGCCACGACGACAGCGCGGAGUGACAGUUGAUUUGACCAACGGGACGCCCCGGCGAGGCAGCAAGAACCUCUCCGUCAGUGCAACGGGCGGGAUAUCCGCAGCAGUAAGCUAGCUAAUAACAUGGCGAAGACUUACGAUUACUUGUUUAAACUACUUUUAAUCGGCGACUCGGGCGUCGGGAAGACCUGCGUGCUUUUCAGAUUUUCAGAAGAUGCCUUCAACUCCACGUUUAUCUCAACCAUAGGUAUUGACUUCAAAAUCAGAACAAUAGAAUUAGACGGAAAGAAGAUCAAACUACAGAUAUGGGAUACAGCAGGACAAGAGAGGUUCAGGACCAUCACGACGGCCUACUACAGAGGAGCCAUGGGCAUCAUGUUAGUGUAUGACAUCACCAACGAGAAGUCCUUUGACAACAUCAAGAACUGGAUAAGAAAUAUAGAAGAGCACGCCUCGGCAGAUGUAGAGAGGAUGGUCCUCGGCAAUAAAUGUGACGUCAAUGACAAGCGGCAGGUGUCCAAAGACAGAGGAGAGAAACUGGCGCUGGAGUACGGUAUCAAGUUCAUGGAAACGAGUGCGAAGGCGAACAUCAACGUGGAGAAUGCCUUCCUGACCCUGGCCAGAGAUAUCAAAGCAAAGAUGGACAAGAAGCUGGAGGGCAACAAUCCUCAGAGCAGCAAUCAGGGAGUCAAGAUUUCAGAGCAGCCCAAGAAGAGCAACUUCUUCCGCUGCACGAUUCUGUGAGGAGAAGAAAAGCGUCGGCAUCCACCAUCGCCUUAACCGCCCCCCCACUGGACAGAACUGGACAGAGCACUCACCGAUGCCUGUUUUAUCCCUCCUCCCUCGUCUUCCGUCUUCUGAUCCUGUGAAUUAAUUAGGAAAAAA
This is a messenger RNA of Fundulus heteroclitus (mummichog), 1054 nucleotides long. RefSeq names its product ras-related protein Rab-8A. Bases 293 to 913 code for a protein of 206 amino acids. The record is from RefSeq and is a predicted model, not a curated record. Gene Ontology annotation, molecular function: GTP binding; GTPase activity. The transcript is spliced from 8 exons. Gene Ontology annotation, cellular component: plasma membrane; endosome; trans-Golgi network transport vesicle. Lineage: Eukaryota; Metazoa; Chordata; Actinopteri; Cyprinodontiformes; Fundulidae. Gene Ontology annotation, biological process: neurotransmitter receptor transport to postsynaptic membrane; Golgi vesicle fusion to target membrane; protein localization to plasma membrane.